CCGAGAAGCAAGCGCACAGACUCGAUCCCAGCCGUGAGGCUAGCUGUUCGUCUCGUCCAAGUGCUUCGCGUUCGGACGAGACGAUCGAGAAGGUGGCGGCGCUGCGUUCCACGAGCUAGUUGCCCGGCCCGUUGGUGGUGCACAUGACGAACCAAGACAUGGUCGUUUCCGAGAUGGGCAUUGCAGCCGGCGCGGCGCUGCCGGGCCCCAGCGCGACCCUCUUGGCCUGCCGAGGUGCGGCCGCCGGCGCCAUGUCUCUGCGGCAGACGUACCUCGACCUCGCCGCGGCCGCCGCGCGCUCGGCUAGCUGCACCUGGGUCGACGCCAUGCGCGCCUCGUCGCCCACCCGCACCCGCUCCGCUGCCGAUGUCGACGAGUUCACGGGCUGGAUGCAGAGGAAGCACCCGUCGGCGCUUGGAAAGUUCGAGCAGAUUGCCAGCGCGUCCACGGGGAAGAAGAUCGUCGUGUUCCUUGACUACGACGGCACGCUAUCACCCAUCGUCGCCGACCCCGACACGGCCUACAUGAGCGACGCGAUGAGGGCGGCGGUGCGCGACGUCGCGAAACACUUCCCGACGGCGAUCGUGAGCGGGCGGUGCCGCGACAAGGUGCGCAACUUCGUCGGCCUCUCGGAGCUCUACUACGCCGGCAGCCACGGCAUGGACAUCAAGGGACCAAGCUCCAAUCCCGAGUCGGUCCUGUGCCAACCUGCAAGCGAGUUCCUCCCCGUGAUCGACGAGGUGUACAAGGCACUGGUGGAAAAGACGAAAUCCACACCUGGAGCCAAGGUGGAGAACAACAAGUUCUGCCUGUCCGUCCACUUCAGAUGUGUAGAUGAAAAGAGAUGGAAUGCUUUGGCUGAGCAAGUAAAGGCUGUGAUCAAGGACUACCCCAAGCUAAAGCUCACUCAAGGGAGGAAGGUUUUGGAGAUCCGUCCGAGCAUUAUGUGGGACAAGGGCAAGGCCUUGGAGUUCCUGCUUGAAUCGCUCGGAUUCGGCAACUGCAGCGACGUCCUCCCGGUGUACAUCGGUGACGACAGCACCGACGAGGAUGCUUUCAAGGUGUUGAGGAAGAGGGGUCAAGGCCUCGGAAUUCUUGUUUCCAAGAGCCCCAAGGAGACCAACGCCUCCUACUCUCUCCAAGAUCCAAGCGAGGUCAUGGACUUCUUGCUCCGGCUGGUGGAAUGGAAGCGGAAAUCGUCGCCGCCGAUGGUCCGCCCGAGAGUGUAGUUGAGCAGUAGCGGAAGAGCUAGGACGAGGCAUCGGUCGGUCGGUUGGUCGACUGGUCAAUCGAUCGAUCGAAUCGGUGUCCAAUCAUACGAACAUACCCCACCACCAAUUCUUUUUCUGACGAUUCUUGUGGUGGCCUCCAAACCGGACUCGUGGUGGUUGUUACAUGUUUUUCGAUUCCUUCCCUGAUCGCUCGCUGUGCCCCCGAGGAAAAGGAGGCCACACAACUCAACUCGUCGCCUGCCCCCGUCUCUGAAAAUGUUUGAGCAGCAGCAACGCAUGUUGGUGCUACUGUCUAAUACAGUAAUCGUGUCCAUGUACUAGUACUACCCCUUCUCGUUAUUUUUGUGGUCGUCCCAUGGGUUUGGAAGGCAUCUGCAAAGCUACCUGCCGUCCUAGAACCUUGCCAAGGAAAGAAGGUUCACUUCACCCCAUGUAACUCUAGCUAGGCUUCAGUUCGUCCUCUUGCACCCUCUCUGUAAAAUGUAGUAAAACAAGUAAUGGAAUUAUUGC
Molecule: messenger RNA, 1742 nt
Organism: Phragmites australis (common reed)
Lineage: Eukaryota; Viridiplantae; Streptophyta; Magnoliopsida; Poales; Poaceae
Product: probable trehalose-phosphate phosphatase 4
Exons: 10
Coding region: 144-1229 (361 amino acids)
Biological process (GO): trehalose biosynthetic process
Molecular function (GO): trehalose-phosphatase activity
Source: RefSeq, a predicted model, not a curated record